This is a messenger RNA of Photinus pyralis (common eastern firefly), 609 nucleotides long. RefSeq names its product cyclin-dependent kinase inhibitor 1C-like. The record is from RefSeq and is a predicted model, not a curated record. The transcript is spliced from 2 exons. NCBI's taxonomy places the organism in Eukaryota, Metazoa, Arthropoda, Insecta, Coleoptera, Lampyridae. Bases 4 to 609 code for a protein of 201 amino acids.
AAAAUGAUGUACAAUAAGAUUUUCGUAAUGAUGUCGGUGUUGGCGUGCCGUGCGAUGGGGAGUGUGGUGGCACCGGUCUAUGCCCCGGCGUUGAGUUACACAAGAGCAGUUCCGUACAACAUUCCACCAUUCGCUGCGAGUGUUAACGUUUUUAACAGACUAGUUCACGCUCCAGUUGUGCAUGCGGCACCAGUUUUACCGGCACCGGCGAUUCUUCCCCAUGCUCGUUCCAUUCAUCCGAUUCCGGCUCCUCUCCAUUUCCCCCACCCCUUACAUGCGCAUAUAGGUCAUCCAGUUGCUGCACCUUUAGCGGCACCAGUUCCUCACGCUUUUCCAGCAGCGGCCCCUGUUCCUUUCCCAUAUGGUUUACCGGCACCUUUACCACAUGCCUUACCGGCCCCUUUACCACAUCCUUUACCGGCACCUUUACCACACGCUUUACCGGCACCUUUGCCACAUGCAGUAGCCGCACCUGCACCUUUACCUUAUGCGCUACCCGCGCCCUUACCACACCAUGUAGCGGCACCAUUGCAUCACGCAGCACUUCCGGAACCCUUACCUCAUGCUCUCCCGCAGCACUUGCCGCAUGCGGUUCCUUGGCGAAGAUGA